Maudiozyma barnettii is the source of this 1308-nucleotide messenger RNA. RefSeq names its product Rch1p (gene RCH1). Bases 1 to 1308 code for a protein of 435 amino acids. The transcript has a single exon. Gene Ontology annotation, cellular component: plasma membrane. Lineage: Eukaryota; Fungi; Ascomycota; Saccharomycetes; Saccharomycetales; Saccharomycetaceae. The record is from RefSeq and is a predicted model, not a curated record.
AUGAUAUUUUCAAGUACAAAUUUCAAAUACCUAUGGCACCAUCCAGUGACGAAAAUUAUUAAAUCAUUCUGGUUCUUUUAUUGUCUGGCUAUCUUCAUUGUGAUAGCUAGAUUUGCUCCCAAUUUUGCUAGAGAUGGCGGUCUUAUCAAAGGUCAAUACAGUAUAGGAUACGGUGCAGUCGCAUGGAUAUUUUUACAGAGUGGAUUAAGUAUGUCCACCAAAAAAAUUUUAGCAAAUAUUUCAAACUGGAGAGCUCAUCUAACAAUAGCUACAAUGAGUUUUUUAAUUACGUCUUCUAUCGUGUACGGAUUUUGUGUUGCGAUCAUUAAAUCUAACGAUAAUAACAUUGAUAAAUGGGUUCUAAUGGGUAUAAUCACCACUAUUACUUGUCCGACGACAGUGGCUUCGAAUGUAAUUAUGACGCAUGAUGCUAACGGGAACGAUUUACUCUGUGUUUGUGAAGUUGUAUUAGGAAACUUAUUUGGUGCAUUCAUUACUCCUGCUUUGGUUCAAAUGUACACUAGCAAUGAUCUAUUUUCAUUUGGUGAUCCUUCUAGUGGUGGUUCUAUCAGUGCAUUAUAUGGCCGUGUUAUGAAGCAAGUCGGUCUCUCUGUAUUUGUUCCAUUAUUUGUUGGACAAUGCAUUCAAAAUGUUUUCCCCAAACAAACAUCUGCAUAUAUAGGUUUCCUGAAAAAAUAUAAUAUUAAGAUUGGAUCAUACAUGUUAUUAUUGAUCAUGUUUAGUUCAUUUUCAACUGCAUUUUAUCAAAAGUCAUUUACCAGCGUUUCUCACAUCUGUAUUGUAUUUGUUUGCUUAUUCAACCUAGGUGUUUAUCUAUUUUUCACUUUGGUUUCAUUUUGCAUUGCGAGACCUUUCUUUCUUUUAAAAUUGUUCCCAGAGGAUCCUGUCAAAGGGAAAUGCUCAAACUUAUAUUACUAUUCCUAUAAGGUUUUUAGACCAUUUUAUUACAACAAGAAAGAUACAAUUUGCAUUAUGUAUUGCGCACCUGCUAAAACAGCUGCUCUGGGUGUAUCUCUAAUCACAUCCCAAUAUGGUAAUCACAAGGAACAUUUAGGGAAAUUACUAGUCCCUUUAGUGUUAUAUCAAGGUGAACAAGUCCUAACUGCUAACUUCUUUGUUCCUAUCUUAAAAAGAUGGGUGAAGGACGAAAUCGAACAGGACAAAUUACGUGAACAAGAAGAAGCUGACGACGAAAAGACUUUAUCUGGAACUUCAGAUCUAGAAAAAUUACCUACCACUGAUAUUGAUAGACAAACUGUUUCAAGUUCUGAAUCAUCUACAGUUUAG